AUGGCGACCGUGUUACCCCCUCCGAGCAAAAAACAAAAACGCGAAAUCGCGGAGAGGGCUCGAGAACAACAAGAAAUCGAAGUUAUUCCUCGAAAUCUCGGUAGCGUUGUGCUUCAAUUCAUCGAUGAGUCUACCGGAACGCCCACCAAGGGCGAAAUCAAGGUCCCUGUUGCCAACACUAGCGUACGAGAGCUUGAGACUAUUCUCAAUACCAUACUGAAUAAUACGGAGCAUGACCGGGUUCCUUACAGAUUCGCCUAUAAAUCAGAGAACGAAGAUGGACCAACGAUCGAUAUUAUGUCCGAUUUGUACGACGCCUUAAUCAAACCCGGCCUAAAAACUACAGAAGAUGUUAUCCGCCUCCACUACACCCCGCAAGCUGUUUUCAAAGUGAAAGCAGUCUCAAGAUGCUCCGCAGCCAUAGCCGGACAUGGCUCCGCUAUCUUGGCUAUAGCAUUCUCCCCCGUAUCGUCGUCGACGAUGGUUACAGGCAGUGGUGAUAAUACGGCAAGGAUAUUUGACUGCGAUACCGGUACACCCAUUGAGACGCUGAAAGGCCACACCGAUUGGGUUUUGGCAGUUUCAUUUUCUCCAAAUGGUCAGAUGAUAGCGACGGGUAGUAAAGAUAAAACUGUGCGACUUUGGUCUUCAUCCAAAGGAAAACCAUUGGGCACACUCAAGGGUCAUAGUCGCUGGAUCAACAGCUUAUCAUGGGAACCGUACCAUACACAAGAGGCCGGUCGACCGCGGUUAGCGUCAGCGUCGAAGGAUACAACAGUGAGGAUAUGGGAUGUUGUCAAUAAGCGAAUCGAAAUGGUUCUAAGCCACAAGGACUCUGUAACUUGUGUGCGUUGGGGCGGAAUUGGAAAGAUUUACACCGCGUCCUUGGAUAAGGCUGUCCGAGUAUGGUCUGCUAAGGAUGGUACUCUGAUUACCGCUCUGAAUGCUCAUACACACAGAGUCAACCAUCUCGCGCUAUCAACCGAUUUCGUGUUACGAACCGCAUUCCAUGACCACACGCAUAAGAUUCCCGAAACGGAAGCCGAGAAAGUGGAGGUGGCCAAAAAGCGAUUUGAAAAGGCUGCUACUGUCCACGGUAAAAUCACGGAGAGGCUUGUAUCAGCUAGUGAUGAUUUUACGAUGUAUCUUUGGGAUCCGGAAAGCUCGACGAAACCUGUUGCGAGGAUGUUGGGUCACCAAAAGGCUGUGAAUCACGUUACAUUUUCUCCUGAUGGAGCUUAUAUUGCAAGUGCAGCAUUUGAUAACCACGUCAAACUUUGGAAUGCUCGAGAUGGAAAAUUCAUCAACACCCUUCGAGGACAUGUAGCAGCAGUCUAUCAAUGCUGCUUCUCCGCCGAUUCCCGUUUACUUGUCAGUUCGUCUCAAGAUAGCACACUCAAAAUCUUUGAUGUUCGCACUGGAAAGCUAGUCAUGGAUUUACCAGGUCACGAGGAUCAAGUCUUUGCUGUAGACUGGUCACCAGACGGGGAGAGAGUUGGCAGCGGAGGUGCCGAUAAAAAAGUUAGAAUCUGGCGACAUUGA
Messenger RNA from Talaromyces marneffei, 1542 nucleotides. RefSeq lists its product as uncharacterized. Gene Ontology annotation, cellular component: nucleolus. The record is from RefSeq and is a predicted model, not a curated record. The coding region runs from base 1 to 1542 and encodes 513 amino acids. NCBI's taxonomy places the organism in Eukaryota, Fungi, Ascomycota, Eurotiomycetes, Eurotiales, Trichocomaceae. Gene Ontology annotation, molecular function: protein binding. Gene Ontology annotation, biological process: ribosomal large subunit assembly. The transcript has 4 exons.